Messenger RNA from Drepanopeziza brunnea f. sp. 'multigermtubi' MB_m1, 726 nucleotides. RefSeq lists its product as uncharacterized. Lineage: Eukaryota; Fungi; Ascomycota; Leotiomycetes; Helotiales; Drepanopezizaceae. The record is from RefSeq and is a predicted model, not a curated record.
AUGCGACUACUGUGGCAGUUUCGUUGCCCUAUCUUGCUAGCGUUGAGCUUUCUAUCUGCUACAGCUCAAGCUCAAGUAGUAAUGACAACCAUCGGUUAUCGAACAGUCUCCAGAGCCGAAGCCAUGUCUAUCAAUCAAGGUCACAGGCCUACCGGUGAAUGGUUCGAUGGCGAUGGGCCUCCCCAAUUAGGAGAUGGCUUUUUUUAUUUGACAAACACAUUUCCUUCUUGGAAAGAUCCCGAACCCGAUGAUUGGUUCUGUGUUAUCAAAGCGGAUCAAGAUAAGUUACAGGCGAUCGGCAAAGCAUGGAUUCCAGAAUAUUGGGAUAGACUUAUCGCGGGUCAGAAAUAUGAAAAAUUUCACUUAUGGAGCGGAAAGGAAGUAGACAUCAUGAGAUACCUCCACUUUAUGCGAAUACGAAACCGCGAAAGGGCCUUACGCUUUUCAUGGGUCGCAACCGGGAAGCCAUGGUCAAAAAUUGAUCGAAUUCCGCCAUUACACAUGCUCAUUCCAACUGAUGUGAUAGUCGACGAUCAGUUGGGAUUAUGGGCUAAGUGCUUUGAAACAGCCGAGGAGGUAGAGGAAUUUUCGAGCACAAUCCAUGAUUUGCUGAGUUGGGAGGAUAUUCUUCAAAAGAUUAAUUGGCUGGGUUGGGCGGAAAUUAUUGGAGACCCUGAAGAUCCACCUGACCCCUUCCCUGCUGAUUUCUUCGAUACAGAUGAAUAA